Molecule: messenger RNA, 963 nt
Organism: Chanos chanos (milkfish)
Lineage: Eukaryota; Metazoa; Chordata; Actinopteri; Gonorynchiformes; Chanidae
Product: olfactory receptor 52K2-like
Exons: 1
Coding region: 1-963 (320 amino acids)
Biological process (GO): G protein-coupled receptor signaling pathway; detection of chemical stimulus involved in sensory perception of smell
Cellular component (GO): membrane
Molecular function (GO): olfactory receptor activity; odorant binding; G protein-coupled receptor activity
Source: RefSeq, a predicted model, not a curated record
AUGAAGUCAAUUGACUCAAAUGCUUCAUCUCUUUGGCGCAUGGAGUCUCUAGGCAUCCCUCCAUCAGGGACAUACCCUGUGUUCAUAGCAGGGCUCUUCACCUACUGCUUCAUCCUAACCUGUAACAUCACUGUUCUGUUGGCCAUCGGCCUGGACCACCAUUUGCACAAGCCCAUGUAUGUGCUACUCUUUAACCUGUCUGUUAAUGAUGUGCUGGGAGCCACAGCCCUGUUUCCACAGCUCAUCUCCAGUAUUUUAUGGCAGAACCGUGACAUUUCCCCAGCAGCGUGUCUGUUCCAGGCUAUACUUGUACAUUUCUAUGGUUCUGCUGCCAUAAUCAUCCUCUCUGUGAUGGCCUAUGACCGCUAUGUGGCCAUCUGCCGCCCACUGCUCUAUCAUUCAGUCAUGACCUCCAGCAAACUGAGAACAAUCAUAGUGGCCAUCUGGACCACUAACACCAUUGUCAUUGGAGUUCUGUUCCUCUUGUUGGCUCGAUUUCGGUUCUGUCGAAAUUUUAUAAAUGAUCCGUGUUGUAGCAACCCCUCUCUGGCAAAGAUGAUUUGUGAAGAUACCAGUGCCAAUAAUUACUAUGGUCUGGCAUUGACAAUUUCUUUUCUAGUGGCGUCAACCGCUCUCGUGGUGUUCACCUACAUCCACAUCCUAAUUACCUGCUUGUUUAAUAAGCAGGCAGACACAAAGAGCAAAGCCAUCCGCACCUGUGCAACUCAUCUUGUGGUUUUUAUUACAUAUCAAAUCAAUGUAUGUUUCUUUAUUCUUUCUCACAGACUUGAUCAGGUAUCACCCUACCUACGCAGGUCUGCAGGAGUUUCCAUCUUAGUCUUUCCACCCAUUAUGGACCCCCUCGUAUAUGGCCUUAACACUAAAGAGAUCAGGAAUAAGGUCAUAUAUAUGUUCAGGAAACACUGUGUGUCCAGCCAAAAAAUGCUGAGGUCUGGACUUUAA